CUCUCCUCACACUCACUCACACGCUGCAGUCAUUCAGAGGCACAGCGUGGAGGCUGCACACAUACACACACCAACACGUUUAGAGCGACAUGGCAAGACUCCCUCACCGCUGUGUGAUGAUAUCAGUGUGUUUGGCAGGAACUCUCCUUCUGCUGCCGCUCUGCUGGGGGUUCGACGAGGACCAUUAUGACUAUGAUUCCACUCAAAUCCCAGAGUACGACUACAAUUCAACAUUCGAUGUCAUGUUCUUCAGCAAUGCCAGCCAUGAAGAUCUAGAGAAGUUUUUAAUGGGAGGAGGGACAGACUCUGGAGAAGAAACAAGCUUUACAGAAACAGAAACAGAAACAGAUGGAAGUGUACAUGAACAAAAGCCCACUGAGCCCACAAUCAUUUUUAGGAAUCAGGCAUCUCAGUCAGCGCCUGUAUGUUUCCUUCUUACUUUGGUUCUGCUGGUUCAUCAGCUGCUCAGACUACUAUAGCAGCACAUGACAGGACCCUGUUCCACACUCUGAACAGAAGUCCAGGAGGAGGAAGAGCAGAUGGACAGAUGACCUGAACGGAAGACAUUUGGACAUCCAGUGCACAUACACACACACACACACACACACGCACACACACACGCACUCAAAGAGCUCAAACAAAAACAGCAGUGGAUCCAUGACAAACCAUGACAACACACGGCUUGCAAGCUGUAAACGAAAAGACACAUUGUUCAUUAUUCUUUGUCACCGCAAAACAAGUGCACAGAGGUCAGAGGUCUCAUAGGCUGGAUCAAUGGAUUGGAAAAUGAAUGUAAAAUGGGGCUAAGCUAAAUGACAGGUUCUUUUGUGGAUAUUCUUUCAGAAUGUGACUCAGAGGAGGUGAUUUGAGGUGCCUGAAUAACAAAGAAUAUGAGAAAAACAAGAUCUUUCCCUUCCCACUAUCCACUGUUUUUUGUAAAAAAAAAAUCAAAGGAAUUUUAACACACUUGUCUCUUUUAUAAGACUUUGCCUGGUUAAAAGCAUAAUUUUAUCUAUAAUGUGCACAUCCUUUGAUUGCCAUGGUGAGGAUAAAUGAGUCAGGAUUGUAAGUUGAGAAACAAGCAAAUCGUUGGUACAAAAUGUAACACAAUUUCAUCUAUAAGCAAAGCUUCAUACAAACUGACCAGGAAUCAGGUUAUGUUUGGGGAAACUGUAGAAACACACUGACUUUCUAUAAUUAAAUCAAGCUUUUCUAGUCAUUUAAAGGUCAUGACCUCUUGCAGAUAUUACAUGUAGGCACUUUUCUUCGCCACUGCACUUCUAAGCCUCACUAUUUCCUCAGUAAUCCUAGAUACAAGCACGUUUUUUAUUUUGUAAUGAAUUUAUUAUAAUGAUUUUUUUACAAAUAGGGAUGGUGAUUUACACCAAAAUGCAAAUGAAUUUGUGAGUUGAGCUUUUUUUAUGUGUUACAAAUUCUGAAUAAAUAUUUUUUCAAGUAA
Messenger RNA from Ctenopharyngodon idella (grass carp), 1459 nucleotides. RefSeq lists its product as uncharacterized. Bases 90 to 479 code for a protein of 129 amino acids. The transcript has 5 exons. The record is from RefSeq and is a predicted model, not a curated record. NCBI's taxonomy places the organism in Eukaryota, Metazoa, Chordata, Actinopteri, Cypriniformes, Xenocyprididae.